Diachasma alloeum is the source of this 1301-nucleotide messenger RNA. RefSeq lists its product as uncharacterized. The record is from RefSeq and is a predicted model, not a curated record. Lineage: Eukaryota; Metazoa; Arthropoda; Insecta; Hymenoptera; Braconidae. The coding region runs from base 8 to 823 and encodes 271 amino acids. The transcript has 5 exons.
GGCAUUCAUGGAGCGAAAGACUGUAGGAGCUUUUUUGGCAGUAUUUAGAUAUCUCAAACUCACUAUUGGAGACAACUGGAUGCCCCAAAGUGCCACUGUCGAUUUUGAAAGAGCUCUACGUUCAGCAAUCAGGAUCGUUUUUCGUGGUUGUGUUAUUAAACGAUGUUAUUUCCAUUAUCUUCAGUGUUUAACUAAAAGAUUCAUAAAAUUGAAUGGGAAGAAAGCAUAUCAGAAUCUCAAAGAGUGGCCACGAGGCUUUCUUUUCUACCGACGAAUUAUGGGUCUUGCAUUAUUGGAACCAACAGCUAUCAACGAAGCUUUCCAGAAUCUUAUUAAUGAAACGGAACGAGAUAUCUUACUGUACUUUGAUGGAUUCUUGAGAUACUAUCGACGAUGGUGGAUUAACACUGUGAAGCCUGCCAAUUUCUCUGUAUUCGGAUUCCACGAACGAACAAAUAAUGCUAUUGAGUCGUAUCACCGUGUGUUAACACUCCGAAUUGGCCUUCAUCCAAAUAUAUGGACAUUUAUCGAGAAACUCCUGAAACUACAGAAGAUUACAAGAAUUGAAAUCUUAUCAUUACAACGAGGAAGAAGUGUGCGACGCCCACGAGAACACCAGUACAUAGUACGCGAUGAACUCAUUGAAACUGCUUGGCAAAUGUACGACCGUAAUGAACUGGAUAAUGCAAAAUUUUUAACUGCAACAAGUCAUAUUCUCGGUGGAUUCGGCAAAAAAUUUGUCAUCUGCGAACCUGGACAACUGGCUAUGUUUCAAAAUGAUUUGACUUAUCAAGAAAUUGUCAACAUAUUUGGAAUUCCAUAACUUCAAAUUCUUGAGGAGGUCAUUCCCGUAGUUGGUGAUAACCUCUUAGUAUUGCGCUGUCUAGACAUAUACCGUUGCACACUUUGCGAAGCCAAGAAGGUUGCAAAUAUUGUGUCUACACCUUGCUGGCAUUGGUCCUCAUGCGACAACUGUCUCAAUGGAAUUAUCAAUCUGAUGGCUCAACAUGACAAUUUGAACAUUGUUUGCCAUAAGUGUAAUCAAAUUGUUACUGCUUUCCGACGGAUUGAUUAAAACUCGGUUGAUUGAGAUAACGAUUGAAAGGAAAAUAAACAUUUGUCGGAGUUUAAUAAUACUAUAUCGUGCAAUUUAUGAUGGACAGAACAAUAUUUAUUUCAUAAGAUAAUCAAUUUAAUAUUGUUUCAAAAUAUUAUCUUUCUCUCAGUCGUCAGUGGGGAUGACAUAGAUGGGAUUAUUGAUUGAUAUGACUGAUUAUUCUAAUACUGAUGUCAUUCAUAAU